CUUCAGUAUCCGUGAACGUCUCGUAGAGUAAACAACGAAACUUAAAAAUUAUUUGUAAAAAUUGUGUCCUAAAUAUAAUAGGAAUAUAAGUUUUUGGCUUUCUUUUUUUUUUAAACAACCUUUUAUUGGGUACCCAAAAUUUUACAAGUUUGAAAUUUAAAGUGAAAAUUUUUCGGAUUAAAGCGUUUAUUUAUUUAAUUUUUUUUUUUUUGAGCGGUACUCUCGAGCCAAGUGGGCUAAGCUGAACAAUGUUCGGACUCUCGCGUCAGUUGCUCUUCCGGAUCUGCAGCAAGUCGCCGGCAUGCCGCCAGUACGCGGCGCAGGUGAUCCGGCGUUCCUACGCCUCUCAGGCCAUCAACCAGAUGCUGCUCCUCCAGCAGAUGGACAUCUGCGCUGACCAGCCUUCCCGAGCCUUAGUGAUCGGUGUGUACGCCGACGAGGAGGACAAAAACGAUGCGGGCAUCCUUACGCCCGCCGGUUGGCGCUACAAUCUCCAGAAGACAAAAGGUCGCCUCAUUGAGGUUCUUCGGAUGUCUGGACCCAUGCCCAAGCGAGGCGAGGCCCGCCUCCUCUUUGCCGUGGAGCCUGAACGCAUCCCUUACUACUCCGUGGUGGCAGUCGUGGGCCUGGGCAAAGAGUGCCUUGGCUACAAUCCGUACGAGGUCCUCGACGAGCAGAAGGAGGCUAUCCGUCGCUCGGUGGCCGCCGCCUGCCGCAUCCUCGCUGAACUCGACACUGACCGAAUCGAAGUGGAGAAUUGCGGACACGCCGAAUCUGCCGCCGAAGGUGCAGCACUGGGCAUCUGGCUGUAUCAGGAACUCCGUGACCCGAAGACUCGCAUCUUCGUCCCAGCCAUUGAUCUGUACGCCACCAAGGACGAGGUCUGCGACAUCGAAGGCUGGCGCAUCGGCUUACAGAAGGCUGCCGCUCAGAAUCUGACGCGCCAACUGCAGGAAAUGCCCUCUAACCUUCUGACUCCCACGGCCUUCGCCCAGAAUGUCGUCGAGGUGCUCUGUAAAUCUGGAGUCAACGUGGAAGUGAAAGUCGAGGGCUGGGCGGAGAGCCAGUCGAUGCACGCCUUCUUGGCAGUGGGCAAGGCCUCCUGCGAGCCACCCAUCUUCCUGGAAUUGAGCUACUACGGAACCUGCGCUGAGGAGCGACCGAUCGUUCUGGUCGGUCAAGGAAUCACAUACGAUGCUGGCGGCCUGUGCUUGAAGCAAAAGAAGGAACUCUUCAACAUGCGUGGCGACAUGACUGGAGCAGCAGUGGUUGUAGCCACUUGCAGAGCCGUGGCUGGACUGAGAUUGCCGGUUAACAUUCGUGGCCUUAUCCCGCUGUGCGAAAACGUGAUCGGUUGCAAUUCCUUCCGUCCUGGAGACAUGGUCAAGUCCAUGAACGGCAAGACCAUUGAAGUACAGUGCACCGACCACGAGGAUGUCCUGGUGCUAGCAGAUGCUCUACUGUAUGCACAAAACUUCUGUCCCAAGUGCAUUAUCGAUAUCGGCACCUGUUCCGGCUACAUGAGACAGGCCUUGGAUGAAGCGGCCGCUGGCGUGUUCACCAAUUCCGAGAUCCUCUGGCAGCAAAUCAAGCACGCCAGCAUGCACACCGGUGAUCGGGUGUGGCGCUUCCCUCUGUGGAACUAUUACAGCAAGGCCGUGCGUGCCGGAGGACGCAGUGAUGUCCAGAACUACGGUAUUGGCCGUGGAGGACGUCCCUGCAAGGCUGCCGCUUUCCUGCGUGAAUUUGUGCCAUGCGGACAAUGGAUGCAUAUUGAUGCUACCAAUGUGAUGGUCACCAACGGGAUGGAUUUCGAGUAUCUGCGUCGCGGCAUGGCGGGUCGUCCCACGCGUACCCUUAUUGAAUUUAUUGCCCAAACUAUCUGCAAGGACACCGCUCCUAAGAUGGGAAAAUAGUGUGAUGAAAAUAAGGACGAGGGUAACUAACCAGAGCCCGAUGGCACUGCCCCGAAGGUGAUCACGAAGCACUAACAUCACGUACAUAUUUGGCGAUUUUUUAUUUUUUUAUGAAGUCUGUUCCGGGGUUGGAUUAGUCCUGUAGUCACUUAGUCCAGUCCCAACAAAAUUGCAAGCGAGAUUGUUUCCAGGCCCCGAAAAUAUUUGUUUGUAUUUUUAGUCGAAGAAAAUAAAUUUUAGACCCUCAA
This is a messenger RNA of Drosophila ananassae, 2164 nucleotides long. RefSeq names its product cytosol aminopeptidase. Gene Ontology annotation, cellular component: cytoplasm. The record is from RefSeq and is a predicted model, not a curated record. NCBI's taxonomy places the organism in Eukaryota, Metazoa, Arthropoda, Insecta, Diptera, Drosophilidae. Gene Ontology annotation, molecular function: metalloaminopeptidase activity; manganese ion binding. Gene Ontology annotation, biological process: proteolysis. The transcript has 3 exons. The coding region runs from base 249 to 1916 and encodes 555 amino acids.